CGUCGUGGGGCGGCGGGCGCCAUUAGCGGGUCCAGGGCCUCAGCCAUGGCCAGGGGCGCCCCGGGAGCCCCGGGAGCCCCGGGCCGCGCGGCCCCCAAAAAGCCGGCCGGCCCGGGACCCGCGGCCCUGCUGGAGGAGCAGAAGCGGGAGGCCGAGGCCCUCAGGGCCCAGCUGCAGGGCGAGCGGGCCCGGGCCCAGGCGGCCCGCCGCCAGUUCUGGGCCGAGGCCCGGGAGCUGAGGGAAGCGGCCGAGCGGGACCGCCAGCGGCUCUGCGACCAGCUGCGCUCGCGCUGGGAGCGCCAGCGGGCCCGGGACCUGCGCCAGCUGCGGGAGGACACCCUCCGGGCGCGGGAGGCCGAGAUCCGGCAGCUGCUGCGCUGGAAGGAGGCCGAGAUGCGGGAGGUGCGGCACCUGCUGCGACACGAGCGGGACGUGGCCGUCCGCCAGGCCCGCGAGCUGCAGCGCCAGCUGGCCGAGGAGCUGCUGGCCCGCGGGCGCGGCGCGAGGCCCGGAACGGACGCCGGGGACCCCGUCGUCGCCGCCGUCGUCGCCGCCGAGGCCCAGCCGCGCUGGGAGCUGGAGGGCGAGCAGGCCGCGCGCAUCCGGCACCUCCAGGCCGCGCUGGAGCUGGAGCGCGGCCUGUUCCUCAAGUACAUCCUGGAGCACUUCCACUGGGACCCGGCCGCCGUGCUCACGCUCCCGCCGCUCAGCCCGGGGCCGGCCCGGGCCCGCCGGGGGCGGAGCCUCCGGGACCGGCCCGGGGCCGGCGGCCCCGCCGCCGUCCGCUCCCGCUCGCUGGACGGCCGCCCGGGCUACGGCCGGGCCGGGGACGCCCCGCGCCGGCCCUGGGAGCCGCCCUGCCGCCGCGGGGCCCGCCGCCCGGGGGAGGAGGGCGAGAGCCGGGGGCCGCGGGAGCCGGACGAGCGGCUGCGGGAGAAGGCGCGGCGUCUCACCGGACUGGCCCGCCGCCUCGACGACCACUCCCGGGCCCUUCAGGAGGCCAGCCUGGGGCUGCCCGGCCUCGACGUGGACCGGCUCGGGAAGGCCUUCGCCCGCCAGCGGGCCCGGGACCUGGCCGAGCAGGCCGCCGCGCUGCUGGCCCGCGACAAGGAGAUCCGAGCCCUGCAGGAGGAGUGCGGGGCCCUGCGGGCCCGGCUGGAGGCCGUCCCGCCCGGACCUGGGGCCGCCGUCGGCGCGGAUGGGGGCCGCCGUCUCCUCUGCGAGGCCCAGAAGGAAGUGCUGCGGCUGCAGAGGCAGGUGACGCUGCAGGCCCUGCGGGCCUCGCCGCAGGCCGGGGAGCCCGCGACGGGGGCGGCGCGGGACGGGCCGCCGACAGCCGGCCCCGCCGAGCAGCAGGUCCUGCAGCGGGUGCACACCCUGGACAUGGAGCUGGGGGACAGGCGGGGUCAGUGCGAGCGGCUGGAGCUGGACGUGCGGGCCGCCCAGGACCGCUGCCGGCGGCUGGAGGCGCAGCUGCGGGAGGCCCUGCGGGAGAGCGCCCGCCUGGCCCGGGAGAACGCCCGUCUGCGGGAGAGAGCCCGGCCCGACGACCGGGAGGCCCAGGGGCCGCGGGACGACGAUGACGACGACGGAGAAGAUGCCGCCGGCGGCGAGGGAAGCCCGCCGGAGAAGGCCCGGCUCCGCGGGCGGCCGACGGCGAGGCUGAGUCUCCGGGCCGGACCGGCCCCCCGCCUCGCCCCGGACCGGCCGGAGGGCUCCGGGCCCGGCCCGGCCGGUGUCCGCCCCGCCUCGGCCCGGCUCAGGGUCUUCCUGGCCCGGCACAGCUACGACCCCUUCCUCGGCCCCAACGACAGCCCCGAGGCGGAGCUGCCCCUGACGGCGGGCGAGUACAUCUACGUCUUCGGGGAGGGGGACGAGGACGGCUUCUUCGAGGGGGAGCUGAUGGACGGCCGGCGGGGCCUGGUGCCCUCCAACCUGGUGGAGCAGGUGUCCGACAGCGACAGGGCCUCCCUCCCGCCCCCGGAGCUCAGCGACUUCUCCGCCGGCCCCCUCGGGCCCUGGGACGAGAGCGACUACCUGGAGGAGGACGGCGCGUGGUACGAGUGGGCGCGGAGGGGUCCGCGGGCACUGCGGGAGGCCCCCGGCGCGCCCUGCCCGCGGUGCCUGCUGCCGGCCACCCGGGCCGGGCGCGGGAGGGCCCGGGUCGGCCGCCCCGGCCUCUCGGGGGGCGGCCGGGCCUUGCCGGGCUCCCCCAGGUCACCGCUCCGCCUCAGCCUGCGCGGUGUCACCGCCACCUCGGCCGAGAUCACCUGGUCGGGCGACGGCGCCUCCCCGCACGCGGUCUACCUGGACGGCGUGCAGCAGGCGCUGACCGGGGCCGGCGUGGGCGGCUACUCCUUCCGAGGCCUGCGGCCCCGCACCCGGUACGGCGCCAGCGUGGCGGCCUGGCCGCCGGCCCGUUGGGAGUGGCCGCCGGCCCCCCGGCUGACCUUCACCACCCGGGCCCCCGGGCCCCCGGACCCGCCCCUGGCCGUGGCCGUGGAGCCGCUCCCCACCCCGGGGGCCGUGGCGGUCAGCUGGAUCCCGGUGACCAUCGACGCCGCGGGCUCCUCCAACGGGGCGCGGGUCACGGGCUACGCGGUGUACGCCGACGGGCUGAGGGUGGCCGAAGUGGUGUCCCCCACGGCCGGGAGCGCCCUGCUGGAGCUGCCCUGGCCGCGGGCCCCGCGGCCCCCCCACGCGGUGUCCGUCAGGACCCUGUCACGCUACGGGGAGUCCCCGGACUCGGUGCCCGCCCAGAUCCCCGCGGACCUGGUGCCGCCCUCCGCUCCCCCCGCCAGCCACCCCUGGGAGCGGGCGACCCCGGCCCGGCCCGGCCCGCCGCCUCCGGAAUCCCCCGAGGCCCCGCGGUCGGCGUCGCCCCCGGCCCCUGCCCGCCUGGCCGCCCGGCCCCUGGUCCUGCUCACCAGCCACGCUGCCGCGGUCCAGGCUACCGUCUACCUGGCCGCCCAGCCCGCCGUCCACCCUGCGGCCCCGCCUGACGCCCAGCCUGCCGUCGACCCCGCAGGCCGGCCCCCGGUCCACCGUACAGCCCAGCCAGACGGCCAGCCUGCGCUAGGCCCCGCCAUUCACCUUACAACUCAGCCUGACCCCCAGGCCGCGGCCCAACCCACGUCUUCUGCCCUCCCGGAAGCCCAGACUGACACCCAGCCACCUGCCCACCCCGCGGCCCAGUCUGCCCACCAGUGUGAGGCCUACCCCUCCUCCCAGCCCACCCUCCACCGUGGUCCGGCCGCGGAGGGAUGCUCGGAAGUCACCCCGGAAAAGAGGACGGAGAGCUCAGCAGGUGACGGGGAAGAGGAGGAGGAAGAAGAAGAGGAGGAGGAGGAGGAGGAGGAGGAGGAGAGUCUGCUUGAAGGCGUUGGGGACUCCGACCCGCACAAUGUGAAGGAGAAACAAGGCAACCCAAGUGCUAGACGUGGCGUAUUUAGAAAGAGAGAGCCCCAGGUCCCCGGCCUGAGAGGCUGCUGGGAAUGUCAACCAUCACCGGACCAAGAAACCCAAUCCCCGGCGGAAAACCACGGGGCCCUGCCCCCGGGAUCUCCGGGAAACCCUGGCCCGGAGCCGCCGGCAUCCCAUGCCGCCGGCAGUCCCCCGGCCACGCCGGACGCCCCCCCGGCCCCGGGGCCAGGGGCGGAUGGAUCACGCCCGGGCGAGCCAUGUGGCGCCCACCUUCCACGCUCGGGGGGCCCGGCGGCCCCCGGCCACGGGCCCGGGAACCCCCGCCACCCCACCACCGUCACCCCGGGCCAGCCCACCUCGAGCCCGGGGCCGAGAACCGGGAGGGCCCCCCUCCCGGGGAAUAAAAAGACCCGGGGGGGGCCCGUCCCCUCGGCCCUGCUGAAGGCCGAGACCCCCCCGGACCGCCAGCGAGGGGCCUGA
This is a messenger RNA of Tachyglossus aculeatus (Australian echidna), 3903 nucleotides long. RefSeq names its product peripheral-type benzodiazepine receptor-associated protein 1-like. Gene Ontology annotation, cellular component: manchette; nucleus. Gene Ontology annotation, molecular function: protein binding. Gene Ontology annotation, biological process: fertilization; spermatid development; neuromuscular synaptic transmission. Lineage: Eukaryota; Metazoa; Chordata; Mammalia; Monotremata; Tachyglossidae. The transcript is spliced from 3 exons. The record is from RefSeq and is a predicted model, not a curated record. The coding region runs from base 46 to 3903 and encodes 1285 amino acids.